Bufo bufo (common toad) is the source of this 1901-nucleotide messenger RNA. RefSeq names its product calcium/calmodulin dependent protein kinase ID (gene CAMK1D). The record is from RefSeq and is a predicted model, not a curated record. Gene Ontology annotation, molecular function: ATP binding; calmodulin binding; calcium/calmodulin-dependent protein kinase activity. The transcript is spliced from 11 exons. Gene Ontology annotation, cellular component: intracellular anatomical structure. The coding region runs from base 498 to 1679 and encodes 393 amino acids. Gene Ontology annotation, biological process: peptidyl-serine phosphorylation. Lineage: Eukaryota; Metazoa; Chordata; Amphibia; Anura; Bufonidae.
UUUGUGCUCGCUGCCCAGGAAAGGAGCCUCAUUGACGCGCAUGGGGUUUUGGUGCAAUGCGAAUUAUCUCUGAAGUCAUUAUUGAGUUAGUGCGGUCAGGCUGAGCAGGAGCUCACCCCCGGCCACAGGGUGCUGUCCCCAUAACAACAUGCGCUAAUCCUCCCCUGGUAGCACAGUAGCUGUAGGGGGAGCCCAGCCUGGCAGCACCACCCCCUGCUCGUGUGUGAUAACACUGCCAUGCACUGCUGUCUGUGGAGAGGGAGCUCUGUGUGACAGGGGAUACCUGCUGUUCAGUCGGUGCAGGACGUGUGCCAGGCUGGAGAGGCUGCUCAGCGCCGAGGAUAACCGUCCGGUCAUUUCCUAAGACCGCUUGACGCUACUUAUUUGGGGCUUAAACAAGCAGGAAGUGUUUAGUGAAAGAGGAAUUGAGAAGAGGACGGGGCAUCGAGAGGUGAACUCUUGCUUUGUGGGUGACAUCCGAAGUCUGACUUGUUGACAUGGCUCGGGAGAAUGGAGAUAACAGCACGUCCUGGAAAAAGCAGGUGGAGGACAUCAAGAAGAUUUUUCAAUUCAAGGAGGUUCUUGGCUCGGGAGCAUUUUCAGAAGUCAUUCUAGCUCAAGAGAAACAGACCGGUAAACUUUUUGCUGUGAAGUGUAUUCCAAAGAAAGCACUAAAGGGGAAAGAAAGCAGCAUAGAAAAUGAAAUUACAGUUUUGAAAAAGAUCAAACACGAGAACAUCGUUGCCUUGGAAGACAUCUAUGAGAGUCCAAGUCAUUUGUAUCUGGUCAUGCAGCUGGUGUCUGGCGGAGAACUGUUUGACCGAAUCGUGGAAAAAGGGUUUUAUACAGAGAAAGACGCAAGUACGCUCAUCCGACAAGUGUUAGAUGCUGUCUUCUAUCUUCACAGACUUGGCAUUGUACACCGAGAUUUAAAGCCGGAAAAUCUACUAUAUUUCAGUCAAGAAGGAGAGUCAAAAAUUAUGAUAAGUGAUUUUGGUCUCUCAAAGAUGGAAGGUAAAGGAGAUGUGAUGUCCACAGCCUGUGGAACACCUGGGUAUGUUGCUCCAGAGGUCCUAGCCCAGAAACCAUAUAGUAAAGCAGUAGACUGUUGGUCCAUUGGCGUAAUUGCAUAUAUUCUGCUUUGUGGGUAUCCGCCUUUCUAUGAUGAAAACGAUUCAAAAUUGUUUGAACAGAUUCUGAAGGCAGAUUACGAAUUCGACUCUCCAUAUUGGGAUGAUAUAUCAGAUUCAGCUAAAGACUUUAUCAGCCAUUUGAUGGAAAAGGAUCCAAACAAGAGAUACACUUGUGAACAAGCCCUGAGACAUCCAUGGAUUGCUGGAGAUACAGCCCUCUGUAAAAACAUACAUGAAUCUGUAAGCGCUCAAAUCCGUAAAAACUUUGCGAAAAGCAAAUGGAGGCAAGCAUUUAAUGCUACUGCAGUAGUGAGACACAUGAGAAGAUUGCACCUUGGAAGCAGCCAAGACAGUUCAAGUAUGUCCAGUGGACACAGCCCUGCAAGCCCUCUUCCAGAUGGAACAAGUCACAAAGACUGUAAGUCUCCAUCCAGCCCAUAUAGCUUCCUAUCUGGAGUAACCUCAUCUUCGGCUAUUACAGCAGUAGGUGGGGAUCGUAGGCCAAGACCAGCCUCAAUCACAACAGUGCAUUCUGGAAGCAAAUAAGCAGCCAAAGAUUGAGUCAGGGAGUUGACUCUCUUCAUUUGAUUUAAUUCUGAAUUGUGCACUGCAGGAUGGACUCAUAGUACAUAAAAGGAAUUUUUUAUGGCCAUAUUUUAUACUUCAACAGAGAUGGUUUCAUGUAUAAUAAACUGCAAUGGCUCCAGCUCCAAUGAGGCAAAAUAGUUUGACUGUAUCUGGUGCUGCAUGAGUCUUGCAAUAUUCUUA